Drosophila hydei is the source of this 1233-nucleotide messenger RNA. RefSeq lists its product as uncharacterized. Lineage: Eukaryota; Metazoa; Arthropoda; Insecta; Diptera; Drosophilidae. The transcript has 5 exons. The coding region runs from base 1 to 1233 and encodes 410 amino acids. The record is from RefSeq and is a predicted model, not a curated record.
AUGGUCUACUCGCAGCAGCAGCUACGCUGCGUAUACGUUAUCUCCUGCAGCCUGUUCAUCCUGGCCGCAUGCAAGGUGCCCGAAAAGACGCAUACGAAUAGCUGGCACGAUUUGUUCUUCGGCAACAAGUGGCUAACGCCGCCGGCUCGCCUCAGAGAAUCGAAAUUUCUGCCCAUUUUUUCGCUGAUGCCUUAUGGCACGAGCAGCUGUGCAGCGCCGUCCGGUGAGCUGGGCAACUGCAUGGCCAACAAAGAUUGCCUGCUACGCAAUGGCAUACCAGCUGGACCCUGCGGCGGUGGCUACGGCGUCUGCUGCAUAUUUCUGCAGACUUGCGGUGGCGUUAUACGCGAGAACUCUACAUACUUUGUGAAUCCCAAUCACCCGGAUGUCUAUGAUGGCACUGGCAGCUGUCAGGUGACGGUGCAGAAGCUGCAUCCGGAUAUAUGCCAGCUGCGCUUGGAUCUGGAUAUGUUUUCCAUAGCGCCGCCGGAGGCAGCGAAUCACUUGUGCAAUCAGGAUCAGCUGUUGAUAUCGGGCGGCAGCCCCACGCCCACCAUAUGCGGCAGCUCCACGGGCGAUCACAUGUAUAUAGACGCUGGUCUGGGCCAGAGCAAUCCCAUUGUCCUGUCCGUCAUAACCAGCGCCAGCUUUCCGCGUCUGUGGCGCGUGCGCGUCACCCAGAUCCACUGCGGCAGCAUUAGCCGCGCUGAUCAGGGCUGCCUGCAGUAUUUCACAGCUAUAAGUGGGCGUGUGCGCAGCUUCAACUACAAUACGGUGGGCGGGCGACAGCUGUCCAAUCAGGAUUACAGCAUCUGCAUACGCAACGAGCGCAAUUUCUGUGGCAUUCAAUACAACGCGUGCCCCGACCUAGAGAACAAUCGUUCGCGCUCCUUUACUAUAUCGGGCAACUCGAACAAUCCGGUGCCCACUCAGGUGGGUGGCGGUGGUGGUGGUGCCGGCGGUGCAACGACUGCCAUGGGCUGCAUUAGCGACUGGCUGCUCAUAGGCUGCAUACGCUCAGCGGAUCGCAUACCCCCGCUGCCAGGCUGCGAGGAUCGCGUGUGCGGCGGCACCUUCAGCGCCGAGGCGGGCAUGUUGGCCAAGACAGUGCAAUCCAGCGUGCGUCCCUUCCGCUUGUACUUUCACACAGACGGCGUCGAGGCGCCCAAUGAUAUCGACAAUCGCGGCUUCUGCCUCGACUACGUGCAGCAGCCCUGCACGAACGGCUUCUAA